AUGUAUAUUUGUGAAAUUGUUUCUUCUAAUCGUAAUAAAGAUAAAAUUAAUGUUUAUGGAUAUAUAAUGCUUAAAGACAAAAAUCGAAAUCAUAAUUAUUAUUGGUAUUGUGAAAAAUGGGAUAUUUUAAAAUGCAAUGGACGAGCAAGCACUAUACUAACUAAAGAUCAAUAUAAUCUUGUAAAAUUUUCUGAACAUAAUCAUGCAGCAGAAGCUAGCCAAAUCAAAGUUAUUCAAGCUAUUGUAUCUGAUAAACCACAAACUUUAGAGAGUUUUAUCAUUCCUGAAAAUAUGAAAAGAACUUUAGAUGGGGUUGACUUUUUGGUUAGAGAUUUAAUUAUUAGCAAUAAAAGAUUGUUGAUAUUUACAACUUCUGCUAAUAUUAAUUAUUUAGCACAAUCAUCUAUUUGGAUUAUGGAUGGAACCUUUAAAACUAUUCCAAACAUAUUCAAACAAUUAUACACAAUUCAUG
This is a messenger RNA of Funneliformis geosporum, 472 nucleotides long. Lineage: Eukaryota; Fungi; Glomeromycota; Glomeromycetes; Glomerales; Glomeraceae. The record is from the annotation of a GenBank genome assembly.